AUGGCCUCGGCAGCACGGUCAUUGACUCGGUCAGCCCAAUUUCUGGGCCGAAGGGGCCCAGGGCCUCUCUCUGUCCGGUGGUUCUCUGUCUCCCGAUUCAAUUCUAUUCAAGAAGACCCGGAGGUUCCUCCUCCCCCUCCGGAACUUCGGCCAGAAGACUUCCCUCCUAUGGCCGAGUAUUCACCAGACCUACUCACUCAGGAGCAGCGGUCCAUGUAUGACAUGCUGUCUCCGGAGGAGCGGGCUCAGUUUGACGCGGACAAUCGGCAGCAGGUUGCCGCCUUCAACGAUCCUCAGAAGCGAGCGGCGGCAUUUGCUGAGCUUGAGAAGAAAGUCAGCGAAGUUGACAGGAAUGCCCCCAUAUACACCGAGGAGAAACGUGGUAUCCCUCGCGGCUUCUGGGCCGAAGACGAAGAGGAUGAAUUGGCUCAUGCGUCGGAUGGGCCGACAAACAAGAAUGACGACGAAAUCACCUCGGCCGCGCAUGCCGAACUCGAGCUACACCGUGAGCUGCGCGAGUAUGCUAGGAUUACGGCGUGGGAUAUGCCGAUGUUGAGCAAGCUGGCCAAACCCUUCACGCUGCCCUCUGAAACUCAUAUUCUGCGCUUCCGCUACACCACAUACAUGGGAGAGCAGCACCCGGCCGAGCCCAAGGUCGUCGUGGAGCUCGCCUCCCAAGACCUGACCCCCAAGCAUCUCACCGAGGCCCAGCGCCAGACCUUCCUCAAGUUGGUCGGCCUGCGCUACAACCCGCAAACCGAUAUCGUCCGGAUGUCCUGCGAAAAGUUCAACUCGAGCGCCCAGAACAAGCGCUACCUGGCCGAUCUCGUCAAUUCGCUGAUCAAGGAAGCCAAGGAAGGGGACUCGUUCGCUGAUAUCCCGCUCGACCUCCGCCACCACAAGCCCAAGAUCCGGCAAAAGUUCCCAGAGUCCUGGAACAUGACCGAAGAGCGUCGUCAGCAGCUGGCCGCUCGCCGCGCCGAGCGCGUGAGUGCUGAAAAUGCCGAGCGUGUUCUCGUGAACGGCAAUGAAGUCGUCUCCAACGCCUUCCAGGCCCUGCCAGAAUUCAACCCUGCCCUCAAGGCCAAGGCUACCGAUGAGCGGGAGCGUGUUGCUGUCAAGGUUGGCGGCCGGUCAGGGAAGAAGUCGUCUCGCCGAUAA
This is a messenger RNA of Penicillium alfredii, 1161 nucleotides long. Its product is annotated as mitochondrial 37S ribosomal protein mS35. Gene Ontology annotation, molecular function: structural constituent of ribosome. The record is from RefSeq and is a predicted model, not a curated record. Gene Ontology annotation, cellular component: mitochondrial small ribosomal subunit. Gene Ontology annotation, biological process: mitochondrial translation. Lineage: Eukaryota; Fungi; Ascomycota; Eurotiomycetes; Eurotiales; Aspergillaceae. The coding region runs from base 1 to 1161 and encodes 386 amino acids. The transcript has 2 exons.